UAUUGCGAUAUUUGCUUUUAAACUCGAUAUGUUUAAUCAUGAGUUUACACGAAGGCAAACUAAUGGGCAUAAAGCCCAAAAGAAAAGUUUAUCAACCCCACGAACUUCCAACAAUUAUCGUAGAAACUCCUCAAGGUUUACAAGUUUCCAUCGAUACCAUGUACGACGAAUCAAGAGAUUUAUUCGACGAAACCGACUGUAAACCAACAAAUCAAGAAGAAACCCCAACAAAACCAUCUCGAAUUCGACGAAACAGUAUAUCCCUACCAAAUUUAGACGAUCUUGAAGAACAAGUCUUUGGGAUCCAGGAUGAAGAAAUUUCAAUAUCCAAUAACAGAUUUUCGUCAACGGAGCCUUCUGAUGAUGAAGAGUUUCAAUUCGAUUUUGAAAAACCUUUGGAAAAACGAGUUCCUCUUCGGAAUGUUAGAAGGAAAUCUGUCACUUCUGCCGUUCCAAAGAUGCUUAAACCCGGUGAAUUGGAUAGUUCUGGCGGGUAUUCUCCGGGGACUUCUAUUACGUCGGUUAAUUCGCUAGCCAGUUUACUCAAAGAAAAGAUACAGAACCUCCCCUCACAAAUCCGGAAGAAAAAACCAAAAGAAUACAAAAUCCGCGCAUUCGUCGGAUUCCUAUUCAUCGCAAUCGUUUUCCUCGUCGGAUUCGCUUACGUCCUAUACCAACAAAAACUCCUCCAAAAAGCCUAUUUCGACAAAAUCAAAUUCAACAAAGCAAAACGCGAAAUCAAAUUUUUCAACAACGACGGCGUCAACAUCAUCAAAGGAAACCUCGGCACCACGUUACCAAACAACAAAAUAUUCCCAUGUUUACCCCAAAACACCCGCAACGACGACAGCAUUUGCUUAGAAUGGAUGGACGGAGCCCGCCUUUACAUCGAUUUAUUCCAAAUGAACCCCGAAACACGUUGUUACAAUUUCCAAUGGAUUUCUUUAAACGAAAAGGUGGAACCAACAGAUUGUUUCGAUUUAGUCCCCGGUGAAUAUUGGUACGGAGGGGGGCAAAAUCAAGAUGUAUCUUGGCCAUUAAAUAAGUUAAAUCACGAUUUUGUCCCGUUUAUAACCGGCAGUAUUGAGAAACAUCAAUGGGGGAAUGUUUUAAAGCGUUAUUUUAUUAAUUCGCGGGGUGUUGCUAUUUUUAUAAGCGAUUCAGCCCCUCUUUAUAUCUCGAUUAAAAAUUCAACGGGGUUAAUAAAACAGUUUUGUUUGAAAGCGAAAUACGACGAUUUCGCUUAUUUUAAUAAAAUAACUUCUUAUCCUACGUUAAAUUACAGCAUUUGUACCGCCCCUAACACAACUAUUUUGCACUCUAAUUUAAGUAAGAAAGAUAAUUGGGAUGGGUUAAAACCCUUUGAGGAUGAGAUAAUUGAUAGUUUAUUAACCGAGCCGUUAUGGGAGGUUCCCUCGACGUCGAAAAGCGAGUUUAAUGAAGAAACUUUAUCGACUUAUACCCAAAAUAUAAUGAAUUUGGGUUUUUUGAAACAAGGGCAUGUUUUGGUGAAUGAAUUUUGGCAGAAAGAAAUUGGUGAUUUUGCUUUGGAUGUGGAGCGUUUUGCUAAUUUUGAGAAUAUGAUGGAGGCUUUACAUCGGAGGGGGGUACGCUUGGUUGUUUCAAUCCAGCCGUUUAUUUCAACGGAGAGUUUGAAUUUUGCUGAAACGGUUCGAAAGCGACUAUUAAUUUCUGAGAGAGGGAGUGAUGGGAAAAUUCCUGCUUUAACUCGGUAUAAAUCGCUUGAAAGUGCCGCAGUUUUGGAUAUAACGAAUAAGAAUACUUCGCCGUGGUUGAUUGAGAAGUUAAAAUUUUUAAUGGAGAAGCACAAAUUUAGCACUUUUUUCAUUGAUUUCGGCACUGCUUACAACAUCCCUCAUUAUUAUCAAACCGAGAUGGAUUUAUUUAAUCCUGAUCAAUACAAAACUUUAUUUAUAAACAGCUUACAAGACACCGUGAGUAUUUUUGGGGUAAACAGCGCGGUUCAAGAACCCAAAGUCCCCAUUUUUGUUUCAUUACCCCCAUUUCAAUCGUCUUGGGAAGGAUUACGCCGCGUUAUCCCAACCGUUUUAACUUACGGGUUAAUUGGGUAUCAUUAUUUAAUCCCCGGCGCUGUAGGAGGUGAUUACGAAGCCUCUUUCACCACUAAAACAAAACAAAACGUCACUGGAAUCAACAUUGAGUUACCCGAUAAAGAAUUAUACAUGAGAUGGUUGCAAUUAGCUACUUUUUUGCCUGUUAUGCGAUUCACCUACUUACCUAGUUAUUACAGCGAUGAAAAAGUCUUGGAGAUGGCUAAAGUUAUGGCUUCGAUACGACAAGUUACGAUAACCCCGUUGUUAAAAAAAUACGUUAAAGAAACUCUUCGUCAUGGUUUGCCGUUAAUUCGUCCAUUAUGGAUGCUUCAACCGAACGAUCCGGCUUGUCACGCGGUUUCCGAUGAAUUUGCAAUUGGGGAUGAGUUGAUUGUCGCGCCCGUUUUGCAUUCGGGGGCGCGUCAAAGAGAAGUUUAUUUACCUGCGGGGGUUUGGAUGGAUGGGAUUGAUAGUAGUAAGCGAAAGGGAAAUCGGUGGAUUCACGAUUAUAAAGUGGAGGAGGAUAAAAUUGCGUAUUUUAGGAAAAUGCCUGAUGAUACGAGGUUGUAAAAAAUAAUUUUAUAAAGUUAAGUAAAUAGUAAGAGGAAAAAUGUAUUAAUUUAAUUGAUU
This is a messenger RNA of Onthophagus taurus, 2705 nucleotides long. RefSeq names its product myogenesis-regulating glycosidase. Lineage: Eukaryota; Metazoa; Arthropoda; Insecta; Coleoptera; Scarabaeidae. Gene Ontology annotation, molecular function: hydrolase activity, hydrolyzing O-glycosyl compounds. The record is from RefSeq and is a predicted model, not a curated record. Gene Ontology annotation, biological process: carbohydrate metabolic process.